Lotus japonicus is the source of this 1432-nucleotide messenger RNA. RefSeq names its product trihelix transcription factor ENAP2-like. Gene Ontology annotation, molecular function: transcription cis-regulatory region binding. The record is from RefSeq and is a predicted model, not a curated record. The transcript is spliced from 2 exons. NCBI's taxonomy places the organism in Eukaryota, Viridiplantae, Streptophyta, Magnoliopsida, Fabales, Fabaceae. Bases 290 to 1153 code for a protein of 287 amino acids. Gene Ontology annotation, cellular component: nucleus.
AAUCUCGAAUUGGGUUACCCUUAAGUACAUGAAUCUCGACAUCGGUUUCGGCCCAUGUGCUUUCAAUCAAUAACCAACCAACAAAAACACGACAGGGCCCAAAAUAAAAAGAGAAAAAAAAAACAAAACAUUGCUUCCCGCACGUUAAUCGCCAAACGUCGUAGCACAUCGGCAAAGGUUUCACCUCUCUGACGAACCGGACUCACCGCACCCAACCUAAAUCACCACCACCACCGCCGUUUGUUUACUCCGAACAAACAAAUAACCGCACCGCGAACGCGAAAUCAUCAUGGACUCCCCCGCCGGAGCGCCGCCGCACCCCGUCGCAUCUCGGCCGUCGCCGUUUCCGGCUCGCGAAGACUGCUGGUCGGAGGAAGCCACGUUCACCCUUGUCGACGCCUGGGGCGAGCGCUACCUCGACCUGAACCGCGGCAACCUCCGUCAGAAGCACUGGCAGGAGGUCGCCGACGCCGUCAACGACCGCCACGGCCACGACCGGAAGGCGCGCCGCACCGACGUCCAGUGCAAAAACCGAAUCGACACGCUCAAGAAGAAGUACAAGAUCGAGAAGGCUAGGGUUUCCGAUUCCGGCGAUUACGCCAGCACAUGGCCUUUCUUCCGCCAACUCGAUUCCCUCAUCGGAGACACUUUCCCGGCGACGAGACCCUCCCCGCCGUCUUCCUCUGGCGGCCGCCGUGACAGUCCGCCCAUGAGCUCUCCUGCCUGGACGCUCGUGCCGGUGGGCCGUCGAUCCGCCACUCUGAAACGUCCACCGGCGACGACGACUUCGCCGGCGAAUUUGGACAACUCGUACCUCCGGCAGAAACUGUCGGCGUUCGCAGCGGCGGCUGCUGCGGCGGCGGAGGCGGAGAAGAACAGUGAGAAUUCGAAUGGUUCAAAGGGGAAGAAGAGGGGAAGAAGGGAUUGGGAAUUUGGGUACAGAGAUGUUGCAGAGGCCAUAGAGAGGUUUGGGGAGAUAUAUGAGAGGGUGGAGUUAGCAAAGCAAAGGCAAAUGAUGGAGUUGGAGAUACAGAGGAUGCAAUUUGCUAAGGAUUUGGAGUACCAGAGGAUGCAGCUCUUCAUGGAAACUCAAGUGCAGCUUCAAAAAAUCAACACCUCCAAGCGAUCUUCUACCCCUGAUAGUUUCUCGUAGCAAAACGGUGAUGGAGACUCAUAUUGAGAAGAAUAUAUAGAUAUGCAAGCAUACUUAGCCCCUUUUUAAUGGAUAAAGAAAUUAGGUAAGAUAUUUUCACCGUAAGGUUCAAUUUCGGUUGUAUUUAAUUAGUGCUAUAUUUAUAUUCAUGUGAAGUAAAAUCAACGAAGUGAUUGUGAAUGGCUGUUCAGUUGGAAUAUUGUUUUGUUUUAUCUUGAACGGAACUUUCGUGUGUUAAAGUCACGAUAUAUUGAUUUUGGUAUAGGCCUUUGUUUUUUU